UAAAGAACUGAGAUCACUGCAAACUAACCUCCUUUUUUCCAUCCAGUCUCAGGCGUUUUUAAUAUCAAACACAGUCACCCCGAUUCCACUUGCACAGGAGAAAUUCGAAAUCUUAGAUCCCCUCUAACAACAAAAAAGAAAUAAUACCCCGAGAUCAACAAACAAACAACACAAAGACGGUUCAUGGCUUACGCCAAAGCUCCACCAUCUUUCAGACUGCAAAGACUAUUGCAAUUUAAUCAACAGUGAGGGGAGCUUUGUCUGACAUGUACGCUGCUUGAACCUGGGGGACCACGCACACCUAUCAAGGCCUGCAAAGAAACGAUAGGAGGAAAAAGCGACUGUCCAAACAAAAAUAAACACGGGGACGGGACGGGAGAAGAGGAAGAGAAAAGAAACCUCAAAGGAGGGGGGAAAACAGAAGAAGAGGAAGCAUACAGAAGAACAAACACGGCGACCCAACAAUGGAAUAAAUACGUAUCCAGUAUGGGAGUGAAAUAAAAGGAUAACUGUGACGCAGGGCAAGGGCUUUGGAUAUUGUGCCAACUCUGCUAUCUGGCUCCCAGUGAAAGCACCGCUGAUAAUGCUCUAACCCAAUGCACAGCAGAGAUAUGGUGCGGAAAAAGAACCCCCCUUUGAGGAGCUUCGGCGGUGAGGAGGAGGAGGGUGAGGCCCUGGCGGCCGAGGCCAGCGGGCCCGAGAGCGAAGACGCCGACGGCGGCGGACGGCCAGCCGAGCCCAGCAGCGCCGACGGAGAGCAGGGCCAGCGCGCCGACGUGCCCGUGGCGGCCGACGAGCCCGAGGAGCCGCCCGUCAAGCGCGCCUGGAGAGGAGGCGGCGGCGACAAGCCUGCUUUUCAUUACGGCGCGGGACACAAGAAGGGCGGAAGCAGCGGCGGCGGGGCCUUUCCCGGAGGAGGAGGAGGAGGAGGAGGGGAGGACGGCGAGACAGACACCCGGCUGCUGAUUCUCACGUCCCGCGCCGACAGAGCGGCGGACGCGCGCCACGGCUGCUCCGCGUCCCCCUCCCGGUUCGAGGAGGAGGAGGAGGAGGAGGAGGGGGAGGAGGCCCGCGAGCCCGGCGGCGGCGUCUGCAGGCUGCAGGAAGGCUGGCAGCGGACGGGCGGCGGGGUCAUCGUGCAGGGCUGCACCAGCAACGGGCAGGAGAGCGACUCGGCCACACACAGCCCGGAGACGGGCCACGACGACGGCGAGAUGCCCCCCCUCCGCUCAUCUCUCCACUUGCGGAGGAACAGCAACGGCACCCCCGGCCUGCCAAGGACAGAGGGCGCUUCUAGCCCACCUGGCUCGGACUCAGGCAUCCCCCCCCCAUCCUCCUCCUCCCCCAAGCUGCAGGACUUCAAGUGCAACAUCUGCGGCUACGGCUACUACGGCAACGACCCCACCGACCUGAUCAAACACUUCCGCAAGUACCACCUGGGAUUGCACAACCGGACGCGGCAGGACGCCGAGCUGGACACCAAGAUCCUGGCGCUCCACAACAUGGUGCAGUUCUCGGCCCAAAGCCAGGGCAAGGAGGCCGGCGGGCGGCUGCUGGGGCAGGCUGGGCUCAGUGGGAGUUUACCCGACCCCACCUCCCCACGGCCCUCACUACUCAACGGCACCUACGAUGUGCAGGUGACGCUUGGCGGCACCUUCAUCGGCAUCGGUAGGAAGACGCCCGACUGCCAGGGCAACACCAAGUACUUCCGCUGCAAGUUCUGCAACUUCACCUACAUGGGCAACUCUCCGGUGGAGCUGGAGCAGCACUUCCUGGCCACCCACCCCAACAAGAUGAAGAGCCCGCCGCCUCUCCCUGCGGCGGGCCACGAGGACAAGCCCCUGUCGGAGCGCAAGGGCAACUGCGUGGUGGUGCGCGGCGGCGGCCUGGUUGGGCUGGAGGAGCACGGCAAGUGGGCGGACCGGGUAGCGGUGCGCGCCGACGACGACUCGGUGGCGGGCUACUCGGUGCCCAUCCGACCCGCCGACCCGGCCUCGCCGACCAGCCGGCCACUGGAGGCCGGCAGCAUGGCCUACUACUGGUGCAAGUACUGCAGCUUCAGCUGCGAGGCGUCCAGCCACGGCCGGCUGCUGGAGCACUACGACAAGAGGCACGGCCUGCCGGCCCGAGAGGGCAGCCCGGCCGAGCGCAAGUCCUCCAGGGACGGAGCCGGCGCGGACCAGGCGUCCUCGCUCCUCCACGCCCGCAGGAAGGACAAGGGCUCCGGCGGUGGAGGUGGUGCGGGAGGUGGGGGAGGUGCGGAGCCCGACGCGGUGGUGACCAGCUACAACUGCCAGUUCUGCGACUUCCGCUACUCCAUGAACCACGGGCCCGACGUCAUCGUGGUGGCGCCGCUGCUGCGCCACUACCAGCGGGCGCACAGCAUCCACAAGUGCACCAUCAAGCACUGCCCCUUCUGCCCGCGCGGCCUCUGCAGCCCCGAGAAGCACCUGGGCGACAUCUCCUACCCCUUCGCCUGCCGCAAGAGCGCCUGCUCGCACUGCGCCCUCCUCCUGCUCCAGCUCUCCCCCGGCGGCGGCGGAGGCGGAGGAGGAGGAGGGGGAGGAGGAGGUGGUGGAGGAGGCGCCACUCCGCCGCGAGCCUCGGUCACGCACCUGUGCGACCAGUGCCCGUUCGCCACCACCGACAUCGACCUGCUGCUCAUGCACUACGACAGCGCGCACACGCCUCACGCCGCGACGGACAUCAAGCCCGAGGAGGAGGCCGGCGGCGGCGGAGGCGGAGAGCGGGGGGCCAAAGGGCAGCAGCUGUCCGAGCACUCCUGCACCAAGUGCCCCUUCUUCACCGAGGUGGAGGAGGAGAUCUUUCGCCACUACAGGAGGGUCCACGGCUGCUGCAAGUGCCGCCACUGCAGCUUCACGGCGGCGGACACGUCGGCCCUGCUGGAGCACUUCAACACGGCGCACUGCCCCGACCCGGCCCAGCCCGGCGGGCCCUCCUCCGCCACCAACGGCUGCUCGGCGCCCUCCACCCUCAGCAUCAAGGAGGAGAGCAAGGGCGACCUCAAGCUCUACAGCCUGGCGCCGCCAGAGGGCCGGCCCGCCGAGCUGGGCCACGGCACCGACGCCGGCGUCAAGAGCGAGGCCCCCGACGAGAAGGAGACGCUGCUCCGCGAGCGAGGCGGCGGCGGAGGAGGAGGAGGAGGAGGAGGAGCGUCCGGCGGAGGGGAGAAAGGCUGGGCGGAGGCGCUGGCGAGAGCCGGGGCAGCGGCGGCAGCAGCAGCGGCAGCGGUGGUCAGCGCCGGGGAGCAGGUGCAGAGCCUGGUGUGGGUGCCCAAGGAGCGCGCGCGGGAGAUCCUGCGCGGCAGCCCCUCGCAGCUCCCCCAGGGGGCGCUAGGCCUGCUCAACGCCGUGGCGCAGCAGCAGCAGCUCCAGCACGAGCAGCAGCAGAAGGCGGCGGCGGCGGCGGCCGUGCUCAGGGACUCGCCGGGGCUGGUGUUCAGCCUGAGCGCGGACGCUAAGGGCUUCCUGCAGUCCCAGACCCCACCAGGAGGAGGCGGCGACAAGGGCGGAGGUCACGUGACCCAGCAGUACUCCAGCGGCGGCACCACCGACGUCAAGGGCUCCAAGGAGGAGUCGCAGUCACUUCUACGGAGGCGGCGAGGCUCCGGCGUGUUCUGUGCCAACUGUCUGACCACCAAGACCUCUCUGUGGAGGAAGAACGCCAACGGGGGCUACGUGUGCAACGCGUGUGGCCUCUAUCAGAAGCUGCACUCGACCCCCAGGCCCCUGAACAUCAUCAAGCAGAACAACGGCGAGCAGAUCAUCCGCCGGCGCACGCGCAAGCGCCUCAACCCCGACACGCUGCCGUCCGAGUCGGUGGGGCCCAAGCAGCAGCGCGGCGGUAACGGCGGCCUCGGCAGCGAGGAGCGGCUCAACGGCAGCCCUCUGGAGCGCCGGCCGGACGACCCGCUGACCCCGCAGGGCCCCGACAGCAACCCGCCUUCCGCCGCGUCGCUACGCGCCGACCUCGCGCACGGCCCGCUCGGCAAGUACGAGGGCUACGGCUCGCCGGCCUCCGCCGCCGCCGUCACCGUCAAGGGCCACCCGAGCCCGCGCUCCACCCACGCCUUCCUGGUCAACCAGACGCUGGAGAUCCAGAAGCGCAUGCCGCCGCUGCACCUCCACAAGAGCCCGCCGGACGCCGAGGUCAACAACGGCCUCUCCGCGCCCGGCUCGGACGGCGGAAGCGGCGGUGGCGGCAAAGGCGGCUCGGAGCGCGGCAGCCCCAUCGAAAAGUACAUGCGGCCGUCCAAGCAGGCCAGCUACUCUCCUCCUGGGAGCCCCAUCGAGAAGUACCAGUACCCCUUCUUCAGCCUGCCCUUCCUGCACAGCGACCUGCAGAGCGAGACCGACUGGCUGCGCUUCUGGACUAAGUACAAGAUGUCCGUGCCGGGCAACCCGCACUACCUGGGCGCCGUGCCCGGCCUGCCCAACCCGUGCCAAAGCUUCGUGCCUUACGCCCCCUUCGGGCUCCCGCCUCACUUCCCUCCCCCGCCACCUCCGUCCUCCGUGGGCCCGGAGAGCGACGCCCCGCUCGACCUGGCCAUCAAGCAUUCCAAGCCCAGCCCCUCCGUGACGCCUAACGGCGCCGCCUCGGGAACCGCCGCGAUGCCCCUCGGGCUCGCCACGCCGCCCGCCAUCGUCAUCGAGAGGAGCAACUCGGAAAAGCGCUCCUCGCCCGCCACCACGAUCGAGAAAGACCGCGAGCAGCAAAAGCAGCAGCAGCAGCAGCAGCAGCUCAAGGCGACGGCCAACGACGUGGACGAGGGCUCGGCGAGGGCCCGGUCACCGCAGGCGCUCUCUCAGCCGCAGCGCGCCAAGCCGGAGACGGCGGAGCAGGGAACGCAGGACGAGCUGUCCAGCAGGUGCGCGCGCUGCGGCAUCCUCUUCCUGGACGAGGUGAUGUACGCGCUGCACAUGAGCUGCCACGGCGACGGCGGGCCCUUCCAGUGCAGCAUCUGCCUGCACGCCUGCGCCGACAAAUACGACUUCACCACGCACAUCCAGAGGGGCCUGCACCGGCCGGCCAGCGAGCCGCCCUCCGCCGCCUCCACCCCGACCCCCACCCCGUCCAGGACCCGGACCCCGACCCCCACCCCAGCCCCAGCCCCGGCACCAGCCCCGGCACCAGGCGACAGCCCCCCACAAGAGUGA
Molecule: messenger RNA, 5177 nt
Organism: Sardina pilchardus (European sardine)
Lineage: Eukaryota; Metazoa; Chordata; Actinopteri; Clupeiformes; Clupeidae
Gene: trps1
Product: trichorhinophalangeal syndrome I
Exons: 8
Coding region: 597-5177 (1526 amino acids)
Biological process (GO): regulation of transcription by RNA polymerase II
Cellular component (GO): nucleus
Molecular function (GO): RNA polymerase II transcription regulatory region sequence-specific DNA binding; zinc ion binding; DNA-binding transcription factor activity
Source: RefSeq, a predicted model, not a curated record